Molecule: messenger RNA, 1032 nt
Organism: Pleurotus ostreatus (oyster mushroom)
Lineage: Eukaryota; Fungi; Basidiomycota; Agaricomycetes; Agaricales; Pleurotaceae
Exons: 11
Coding region: 1-1032 (343 amino acids)
Molecular function (GO): oxidoreductase activity
Source: RefSeq, a predicted model, not a curated record
AUGUCUACCCCAACGACUACCAAGCAGUACGUCCUUUCAAAGAUUGGGUCCUUGGACAACCUGACGAUCAAGGAAAGCUCGAUUAGGUCUCUGAAGUCUACCGAGGUGCUAGUUCAGGUACGAGCAGUGUCGCUAAACUACCGUGAUUUGGCUAUAGCAAAGGGGCUUUAUGGGGGUGAUAUGAUAAUGCAAGAGGACCUGGUGCCUUGCUCUGACUACAGCGGCGAAAUUGCUGUGGUCGGCGAAGACGCGCGGGGCAAGUGGACACCCGGAGAUCGAGUAUGCUGUAAUUUCGCUCAGAUGCACGUCGAUGGAAAUGCCGCGCCGGAAGCUAUGAGUGGUGGACCUGUUCACGGUGUAUUAUCCCAAUACGUUAUUUGUCCUGCUGAGGGCCUUGGGCGUAUUCCCGAUCAUCUCUCCUUCGAAGAGGCGUCGACUCUUCCCUGCGCUGCAUUGACGGCGUACAAUGCUCUCCUUGGUCCCAUUCCUGUCAAGGCCGGCGACUACGUCCUCAUUCGAGGAACAGGGGGAGUAUCCAUCUUCGGACUUCAAUUCGCCGUGGCAUCCGGUGCCACGGUCAUCGCGACCUCCUCCUCAGAUGAGAAGUUGAAGCUAGCUUCUAAACUCGGUGCGAAACACCUUAUCAACUACAAGACGACUCCAGAUUGGGAAGAGACCGUUAAGACAAUUACAAAUGGUCGUGGAGUUGACCAUGUGAUCGAAGUGGGCGGGCCUGGUACGUUGCUCAAGUCACUCCAGUCCAUCAAACAUUCUGGCUGGAUUCAUAUGAUCGGUUUCCUGGCUCAGGGGGAUGACACCAGCCUUGUUGGUCCCAUCAUCGGGAAAGCCGCCCAUUUGCGCGGUGUCUUGAUUGGUUCAGUAACACAAUUCAAUGACAUGCUUCGGCUGAUUUGUGCCCACGACCUCCGACCAGUCAUUGGCAAAGUAUUCUCGUUCGGCCAAACGCCCGAAGCGUUCAAAUACUUGGAGUCUCAGGCACAUGUUGGGAAAGUCGUUAUCAAAGUGGACUAA